CAUCCAUCGAAUAACGGGGACGAGGCUCAGAUAUCGGACCCUGAGCUUGAUCGGAGAUGACUAUAGACUGCUCUUUCUCCUGGUCUAAUGGACAAAUACACUUUACAUGAAGCAGCCGAGUUGAGCGACCGAGGGUCUAUAUAAAGAUCGCUAGAAGCAGGUAAAGAAAGGGUUCAAAACCAUGGCUGCAGCAAGCGACCCUGAGUGCUCUGUACAGCUAGGGAAGUAUGUCUAUAUCAAUAUGUUUACCAAGCUGGGCCAGGGGGCAUUUGGUGUGGUCUACAGGGGUAUAGAUACGAAGAGAAAUAUUGAUGUGGCGGCAAAGCAGCUCGAGAUCAAAGACGACAAAGGUGGCGCUGACGCUAUGUCAGAAAUCAAGACGCUCCAAAAACUCCCCCGCCAUGCCAACCUGGUGGCGCUGUACGAUUUCCACUUCUUCAGAAGUUCGUUUUGGGUCGUCAUGGAGUUCUGCAACUGCGGGGAGCUGAAGAAGUAUUUCGAUGACCACAAGCCGGUGGACCAAGCCACCAUGAUGGACUUUAUGAGGCAGACGGCCGCCGCCGUGGCCUUCAUGCACUCUCUACCGGAACCCGUUAUACACCGAGAUUUAAAACCAGGGAACAUAAUGUUAAAGCAGACCUCCUCCGACCCCCAACCAGUUAUAAAGGUCACAGACUUCGGCCUGUCCAAGGUGGCCGAUGUGGACUUGAGCAAGACGUUUCUGAUGACCACUGUGGCGGGAACCCCGUGUUUCAUGGCUCCAGAGCAGUUUGCUAAGGAACCCUACACCGCCGCUGUGGACGUGUUUGCGCUGGGGUUGAUCUAUUUAGGGAUGAUAUAUUAUGAGGAAAUAGGAGACAUUUUGCCUUUUACAAAAGAGACCCACUCCAGUGGAAUGUUACUUCCGCCUGGCAUGUUAAUACUCCAGUCAAGUAAAACAGGAAUGCCCGCUCCCGAUCUGGUACAGCACAAGACGGCAGACAACACUGCGUUGACGCAGUUGAAGGAGCUGAUUGGUCAGAUGAUCAAGGUACGGGCGAAAGAGAGGCCCAAGUCCGCAUUAGUGCACGAGAAGUUGAGGACGAUGUGCGGUUUUUCAGCCGAUGUCUCCACUCCUUCAACUCCACCUGGCGGCGAUACCACUGAUGUAAAAACGACUCCAGGUGGUGCCACCAGUAGCUCUAGCAGUGACAGCACCAACACCACUACGAGCGAAGAAUCUGGGGAAGAUUUAGGAUAUCAGCUUUUACAACAGGCCGUUCAACAGAUGAUGGAAGAAAAGCUUGAAGAGCGGAAGGAGAAGGAGAAGGAAAGCGAAGACCUCCUGAAGCAGAUUCGCCGUGGCGCGCCCCUUCUUGAAUUGUUGAUGCGGCAAGGUUUAGAUGAGAGCUCAGAGGAAAAAGAAGGAGAGACAAAGUUUAAAAAUGGCGACAGGGUCCGCGUAACCACUGAUUAUGUGAAAGCCAAGGAACUGCAAGAAAACUACGGAGGCUGGAAUGAAUUCAUGCGGCCGUAUCUUGGCAAAGAGGGGAAAGUGGAGCGAAAAAUACUACACGUCGUCAAAGUUGGAUUUCCAGACGGACAGAUAUGGUCUUUUAAUCCUGAACUGUUGACGAAACUGACUGAAGAUGGCUCUGCGGUCGGUGGAACCUCUCCAAGCGAAGCUGCAAAAGAAACCAAGCGAGACAAAAACACAUCCCACGAUGAGAUAGUCCGCGGCUUGUUCAAACGGUUUGAUGUGGUACAAAUAGCCGAAGAAGCCGAAGUAGUGAAACUUCUGCAAAAAGGGCAUGGGGGUUGGAAUGAAAAGAUGACAUUGUGUCUUGGUAUCAAGGGACUCAUCAACAGAGUGGACAAAGACGGAGACGUUUUUGUGGAGUGCAUCAACGGGGACGAUUGGACCUUCAACCCUGAAAUUCUAAUCAAGGUAGAAGAUGACCCCAAUGCCGAAAUCGAGGCUGGUGAUUUCGUCUUGAUAAAAAAUGUCGCUAAGAGCGAGGCUCAGGAACUCCAGAGAAAUCACGGAGAAUGGGCGAAUGGAAUGGAACGGUCUCUAGGACACACAGGGAUAGUGAAGGCCGUUCUGAAAGGGGACAGGGUCCGAGUGGAGGUGGCAAGACAUGUGUGGAUUUUCAACAAAAAACUCGUCAAGCUGGUCGCCAAAUCAGAGGAGAUGCUGUUGGCCAUUUUGAAAAGGAAAUUUGGCAUGUGAAAAGUUUUCAUGUGACCAGGUAAAAGACGGCGGUUAAAAUAAAGACAAUGAGACAUGCAGUCAGCACUGUAGUGAAUUUUAGCAGCGAAACUUUUUGUGUGUAUGCACCAUGACAAGCUGAAUGCACCAGGUGUAGUCAGCGUUACAUUUUAGAUUUUAGCGCGAUGUAAUAUCUUUUGAACCACAAGCCCACGCACGAUGUGUGCCAAGGAGUAUAUCUAGUGAACAAUUAAUUUUUUUAAAAAUUUUAUAUUAUUUCCAUUUUGACUAGGCAUAUUGAAAACACUAUUAUAACAUGAAAAGCUAAUUUAAGUUUUGUUUUGCUAAGUUGAUGGCGUAUUAAAUUUUUCAGUGUAAUCAUUUGUAUUCCCCGCUAUUGUUAAAAGAAAUGAUCUAUCUAUCCAUCUAUCUCGUUAAAAGGAAAUAUUUACAUUUUAUGAAGAUGUACUUAUCAAAAAAUGUUCUCUAUAACGGUGAUGCAUUCCCCGAGCUCUUGAACUGCUUAAUGAAUGGAACAUAUUCACUUAAAAAUGUGUAAAUGUGUACAUUGUGCAUGCAUAAAGUAUAAAUAUAAUAAAAAGUAUGUUGCCUUUGGUAAUAAAUGUUGCCUUAUUAGGUUUUUGCACCCAUGCAGUAGUUUAAUUAGUGUUAAGUUGAUCACUUUUUUUAUUUUUCUAUUGUUCUCUUCGUGUCAGUCUAUGUUUUUUAAAGAAUAAAUUUCAGAUGAGCUCUGCAUCUAUCAAGGGGAAUCAUUUCACAUAUUCUCUUUCACACUUGCAGGAAAUAAAUAUAGGACUGAAAUAAGCUUUAGGUGGAUAAUCUGUCUCAUUAGUAAAUUUUACAGUUAUACAGUUUUUUUUGCGGAAAAUUAAUUUUUCGCUCAACGACAUAUUAUCAAGGUGUGACUUUGAGCUUACAUUGGAUUGAAGACCUUUGCAGGUCAUGUUACCUGUUUUGCAUGGAAAAAAGUCAUUGUUGAUUGAGUGUACCAAUAUAAGCAUUAUUUAUUAUUGCAUCAAAAUUAACAAAAUGACCUAUUUUGUACAUCUUUAUUUUCUAUUUUUU
Lingula anatina is the source of this 3277-nucleotide messenger RNA. RefSeq lists its product as uncharacterized. Gene Ontology annotation, cellular component: membrane; phagophore assembly site; autophagosome. The record is from RefSeq and is a predicted model, not a curated record. Lineage: Eukaryota; Metazoa; Brachiopoda; Lingulata; Lingulida; Lingulidae. Gene Ontology annotation, molecular function: ATP binding; protein serine/threonine kinase activity. Gene Ontology annotation, biological process: regulation of autophagy; protein autophosphorylation; autophagosome assembly.